CAAAAGAAAAAGGUACUUUUGAUCAAUAUAAUUAUCUAGAAGCUGGAAAGCAAUUAUGUUAUUUUCAUUAUCUUAGCAUAAUUGAUCACAAUGACAUAUAUAAGUCUUUAGCCAAUAAUAAAAUAGAUAUAAUUGAGCUUGAAUUUUCUAUAGAAAUUGAUAAAUUAGAUAGUUCAACAGAAACCCUAUUAACUGAUGAUGAAAUAAAAAAAUUAA
Molecule: messenger RNA, 216 nt
Organism: Racocetra persica
Lineage: Eukaryota; Fungi; Glomeromycota; Glomeromycetes; Diversisporales; Gigasporaceae
Source: the annotation of a GenBank genome assembly